This is a messenger RNA of Talaromyces marneffei, 834 nucleotides long. RefSeq lists its product as uncharacterized. The transcript is spliced from 2 exons. The record is from RefSeq and is a predicted model, not a curated record. Lineage: Eukaryota; Fungi; Ascomycota; Eurotiomycetes; Eurotiales; Trichocomaceae. The coding region runs from base 1 to 834 and encodes 277 amino acids.
AUGCCGCCUCGUUUGACGACUCUUAGAAGGCUAUACCCUUCGGCGAUCUAUACUAGAAACAACCUCAAUGACCACUUGCGCAGCCAUGAUUCAUCUCCAUCCUUCUUUCCAGCUUUCUUUUCUACAACCAAAAGGCAGUAUGCUCGCAGCCACGAGCCAACAUACUAUGAAAUCCUCAAUGUCCCGGUGACCGCGACAGCAGCCGAAAUAAAAAAACAAUUCUACGCCCUCUCACUCAAACACCACCCAGACCGCAACCGCACCGACCCCAAAGCCACCGAACGCUUCGCCAUAAUCUCAUCGGCCUACCACAUCCUGGGCGACAGCCACAAACGCGCGCGCUACGAUCUUGACCAUGGCUUUGGCAUCGCUUCUACCCAGGGAGGAACGCAUACACAUCCCGUGGGUAGCCACAGCAGUGCCGGCGCAACAUAUGCAGGAUCUAGGCCAGCGAGUGGAUUGAGUAAACGUCGGACUGCGUUUAGAGGUCCCCCGCCUAGUUUUUAUGCGCAUGGUGGAUAUGGGCGAGCAACAAGACAGCAAGCACCGGGGGGAGCUUAUAAUGGCGCCAGCGGAACCGGAAAACAACGCAGCGAUGAAGAUCCGAUGUCGUUUAUUAAUCAUAACCCUGUCUGGCAUUUUAAUGCACAAGGGCAUUACAAGACUCAGAAAGCGGAGGAUGCGCGACGGAAAGAGAGACGGUCGCAGCAGAUUCAGCGUGAGCGCGAGAUACUGGAAGCUGAGAGAGGUGGGAGUUUGGUGCUGAGGUUUGUGAUUGUUUCGGGGAUUUUGGUUGUUACGGCUGUUUUUGGGGGGCUGGUGGGUGGGAGGUAG